AAACUUUCUCUCUCCUAUUAUCUCUGUCUCUCUCUCUCUCUCUCUCUCUCUCUCUCUCUCUCUCUCUCUCUCUCUCUCGUCUUAUGGUGGAGGAAGACCAUGAAAACCAGAAACGGGUUGACGAUUUCUCACUCAUAAAUUUUGUGUCUUACUUAGUCUAGUUUUUUCCUCAGAUAUUUAUUUAAUCUUUCUUGUUCUUAAAGUUGAAGACUUUGUGGCUCAGUUUUUCCGGAGAAUCAAUCAAUGAUGUUGUUCUGCUUUUGAGAAUUGUUUUGUGCUUUUUGGAUAAGCUUUAUACUUUCGAGUGGGUUUAUGUUUAUAUACCUUGAAAGGUAGCGAAAGCUCUUCUUUUUGGAUUGAGAAUUUUUGGUAUUGGGAAAGUUUAUUGGGUUUGAGAAACAAACUGGGUUUUCUGAAGAUUAUGAAUUUGGGUUUUGGGUUGAAGUUACUGAACUACUGUUUUCUCUUUACCUUGCUUAUUUACGGUAGGGCUACACGAAAAGAUAGCAUAAGGACUUUGACCUCUGUUUGAAACUUUACCAAAUUUGGGGAAAAGAAGAUGAGUGUGGUUUUGAGAACUUGACUUUCGUACUUAGUCUGAAUCAUAGUGUUUCUUUCCGUUAUUUGGUGACGUUUUGGGAAUUGGGGUGUGGCUUUGGCUGUAUUCACUAUUCAGUAUAUAGUUGUGGUGGUUUAGCAAUUGUUGAUCAGAUUGAGGAUUCAAGGAGGAGUUUUUGGUCAUUGUUCUGCUUUCUGUCAAAUAACUUUUUGAAUGCUCAGGUAUAAAAUAAACCUCGUUUGAAUGGGAACUGAUGUUGCUGAACUUGCGGGAGCAGUCUCGAAUGCUCGCUCAUUUAAGGUUCAUCGUUUAAUGUGCUUAAAGCUCAAGGCAUUAGUUGAGAGAAUUUUGAAUAUAAAACCGAAAAUAGAAGAUGCACGACCUCGGUGCUCAACAGGAAUACAAGCUUUGUGCACAUUAAGUCAAUCCAUCGAUAAAGCCAAGACAAUUCUGGACUAUUGUCGCGACUCUAGUAAACUCUAUCUGGCAUUAACGGGGGAUGUGAUACAGUCAAGAUGUAACAAAACGAAGAAGUUAAUCGAGCAGAGUUUAUCCCAAAUUCAAGAUAUGGUUCCAGUUUUACUAUCAGCAGAGAUUUCUCAUAUGGUUGAUAAUCUUGCGGUGGAAACAUUUGAUCUGGAUCAUUGUGAAGAAGAGGCUGGGAAGGUUCUACGGGAGUUGAUCCAAAGAGGUACUUCUUCAUCAGAUUCCAUGGAAACUUCUGAAAUUAGAGCUCUUCAACUCGCAGCAUCAAGGCUCCAUAUUUUAUCACCGAAGGAUAUUCUAAUAGAGAAAAGAUCAAUUCAAAAGUUGCUGCGUAAAGUUUCUGAGACUGAUUCCACUAAGAAGAAGAUAUUAACAUACUUUUUGUAUCUAUUCAAGAAGUAUGGAAACUUGGUCAUCCCAGAUCAAACAGAAAGUGCCUCUGCUUGUCAUCGAAGCUCGUUUUCGUUGGAAAAUUCUGGUAAUGGCUUUGUUGCUGAAGUGGAACCGCGUAUUAGAUACAGACAGCAUGAUGUUGAGAACAUAAUGAUGAGAGGUGUGCUCCCUGAGGAAUUUAGGUGCCCCAUAUCUUCCAAAUUGAUGUAUGAUCCAGUUGUCAUUGCUUCUGGACAAUCAUAUGAAAGGAUGUGGAUCCAAAAGUGGUUUGAUGAGGGUCAUGAUACCUGUCCAAAAACUAACACGAAAUUAAUGCAUUUUUCAAUGACUUCAAAUGUUGCCAUGAAGGAAUUGAUUUCAAGGUGGUGUAGUCAAAAUGGGGUCAAGCUUACCGACCCUAGUACAGUACCAGAAGCACCACAGUCAUUGGAGUUUUCUUCGACUUCCAUUGCUAGCUUUGGGAGUUCCAUGAAUGACAUUCGACUCCAAAUGGAUUUCAGCAAUAUAUCAAUUGGAUCUGUAGACAAUAGUUUCAGUUCGGAUUCUUCACGCAAUAAGACAACUAAUGGCUUGAGUUCUGCUCAGAUCGAUGAUGGUUUUGGUAAGUUUCAGUCACCUCCUAAAAACAACGAGCCAGAGUUGGAAUUUUUAUCCAACCUCGGGGAGCUUUCUUGGGAACCGCGAUGUAAGGUUGUUGAAGAAGUCAAAAGGCAAUUGAAGUGCAAUGAAAAAAUGUAUUAUUCUUUGUCAAAUGAGAAUUUUGUUGAACCACUCAUUGCAUUUUUGAGGGAUGCACAUGAUUCUAAUGAUGUAAAUGCUCUGAAGAAUGGAUUGCAGUUAUUGUUGGCAUUUGUGAGCAAAAACAGAAAUGAAGUAUUGUAUCUACGUGAGGAUGCAUUUGAUCUCUUAACAUCACUUUUGGAUUCGUCAGUAGCUGGAGAAGUUUUCACCAUCAUGGAAGUUUUGUCCUCCUACUCUUAUUGUAGAUCAAAGAUCAUGGCUUCUGGUGCUCUAGCAUCAAUUAUAAGAGCUCUUGACUCACAGAACCGAGAUUUACAGGAGCGCGCUGUAAAGGUUUUGCACAACUUGUCCUCAAAUCAUGACGUUUGUUCUCACAUUGCUUCUUUUGAGUGCAUCCCGAAGCUGGUUUCUUUGCUUUCCAAUAAAGCUCUUGUUGAAAAGUGUUUAGUUAUAAUGAAAAAUCUCUGCACUUCUGAAGAAGCAAGGGCAUCUGUUGCCGAGACUAGCGGAUGCAUUGCUUUUAUUGCUGAAGUUCUCGAAAAUGGCAGCUCUGAGGAGCAAGAGCAUGCUGUUGAUAUCCUCCUCUCUUUAUGCUCUCAACGAAUUGAAUAUUGCGAGUUGGCCAUGGAAGAGGAGAUAAUCCUUCCUCUUGUCAACAUUUCUAAGAAUGGGAGCGAUCGGGGUCAGGUGAAUGCAUUGGAACUACUCCGACAACUAGGAGAUGUUAGAACUGAGCCUGAAUGCCCUGCAUUAGUUGAUCUUGAUGCUAACAAAGGCUUAAGCAAUCAAACUAAUGAAAGAAGACCAUCCAAGAGAUCAGCAUUCUUUUCGGUGUUCUCAAAAAACAACGGGAGGAGAAAAUGAAGUGCAUGUCUUCAGUUAGAUUCAGAUAAAGUAGUCUCAGAAUAUUUUUUGGUGUUCAUCAAUGAUCAGUUGUGAGAAUUUGAGAGCUCUGUUCUAAAAUGGAAGGAAGAUGCUGCUUAACUCUAAUUAUUAGUCAGGCUUGAUUUUUUGUUUUUUUAAGCUCUACUAGUAAUGUCUUGUCUAUUUUUAUUAUUAUUAUUAUUAUUUAUUUAUUUUAUAUAUAUUUUUCUCUUAGGAGUGCUAUUUUAUUGUCAAUCAUAAUUCAUGGAUACAAAAAAUGUAUAGUUUUGUAGUAUUUGAUGUAUAUCAGCACUAAACAGUAGACUUUUGGAUUGAUUUGCAUGCAUAUAUAAUUUUGUACAGUUUACUUUUGUUGCAA
Cannabis sativa is the source of this 3422-nucleotide messenger RNA. Its product is annotated as U-box domain-containing protein 5. The transcript has 6 exons. The record is from RefSeq and is a predicted model, not a curated record. Gene Ontology annotation, molecular function: protein binding; ubiquitin-protein transferase activity. Gene Ontology annotation, cellular component: nucleus; cytoplasm. NCBI's taxonomy places the organism in Eukaryota, Viridiplantae, Streptophyta, Magnoliopsida, Rosales, Cannabaceae. Bases 803 to 3043 code for a protein of 746 amino acids. Gene Ontology annotation, biological process: protein ubiquitination.